This is a messenger RNA of Xiphophorus maculatus (southern platyfish), 3940 nucleotides long. Its product is annotated as butyrophilin subfamily 3 member A2-like. The record is from RefSeq and is a predicted model, not a curated record. The transcript has 6 exons. Lineage: Eukaryota; Metazoa; Chordata; Actinopteri; Cyprinodontiformes; Poeciliidae. Bases 237 to 1580 code for a protein of 447 amino acids.
AUAUCCAGGCUGGAAAUCCUGGUGUGAAACUGCAAGAUAUUUUCCGGAGGGUUUGGUUUCACAUCGCUACAGAAGAUGAUCAGGGUUAGCAUGAUUUCUAUUUGGCCUAAAAAUUAAUUUAAAAGAUUUUGUAUUAGUUCAUUUAAUAUGAACUAAUACGUGAGAACAUCUUUACUGAAACAUCUUCAUUCUGAGGACUUUGACCACGAAACUCGCAGAGAAAAGAGAAAACAAGAAUGUCACUAAAAAGUUUCUGUGUUUCCAAGAUGAUUCACAACGGAGAUGGAUUCAUUUCUGGACUCUUUCUCAGCAUUUUUAUUUUGAUUCACCUCAAUGAAGGUCAGUCGCUGGAGGCGGAUUUGUCUCCGACGAUCAGAGCGAUGCCUGGUGAAGACGUCGUCCUGCCGUGUCAUGUGGAUCCUCCUCUGGACCUUUCUCAGUUUACGGUGGAGUGGGGGAGGCCAGACCUCAAACCCAGAUUUGUUCAUGUUUGGCACAACCAGAAGGAAUAUUUAGCCGACCAAAACAAAGUCUUCAAGGGAAGAACGUCUCUGUUCAAUGACAAACUGAAGGACGGAAACUUUUCACUGAAACUGUCUGAUGUGAGACACUCUGACAACGGAAGAUACAGAUGUUACAACCCAAAAGAGAAAACAGAAUACUUUAUCGGUCUUCUUGUUGGUUCUGUUUCCUCACCUGGAAUCAGUUUAUCAGGACUUGAUAAAAGCUCUGCUGGAGUGAAGCUGGACUGCAGCGCUGCAGGCUGGUAUCCAGAACCUGAGCUGUUCUGGCUGGACGGAGACGGGAACAUCAUGUCUGCUGGACCUGCAGAGAAAAGCCCAGAUCCUGAUGGUGUUUACACUGUUAGCAGCAGAGUGACUGUAGAGAAGAGAAACUACAACAACUUUACCUGCAGAGUCCAACAGAGAGACAUCAACCAGAGCAGAGAGACACACAUUCAUGUUCCAGACGAUUUCUUCAUGAAUGAGUCCAGCUGCUCCGUUUCUAUCAGCUUCAAUGUGAUUUUAGUCGUCAUGUUUGUUCUUGGAGUCACUUUUCUUAUUUGGAUGAAGCAACAAAACCAAAAGAAAAAGAAAAAGUUAACAAAGAAAAUCAAUGAAGAGCAAAAGAACCUCAUUACAGCAGCAAAACUAGAGGAGGAGCAAGAAAAGAGCAAGAAGGAACAGAAAAUCAUUGAUCAGCAGAUUAAUGCGUUAAAGGAGAUGUCAGAGGAACUAAAUAUGCAGAAAAAACUAUUUGAUGAUCAAACGGUGGAGACAGCAAAAAUGAUUGAUGAAGAUGAGAAGAAGUUUAAGGCUGUUGAUGAGGAAGUAAACCAGACGGGGAACAUGACAGAAAAAAAAGCACAAGGAUAUUUAAAACUGAAGGAAAUUAUAACAGAGAGCAAAGAGAAACUGACUAAGAGAAAGCAAGGUCAACAAGAGGUCGGAUUUAUGACAGAUAAACUAAUAAAGAGAACAAACGAUGAAAUUAACAAGCUGGAGGAGAGAAAACAGGAGAUAGAAAACCAUCUAAAGGAAAUAAACAAACAACUUGAUCAAAAAGAGACACAGGAGUAAAUCUGAUGUCACUCAUGAGACAGAAAUAAAUGAAGUUUUCAUUUAUUCUGCAACAUCUUGAUAAAAGAAAAGUUUCAACAGGUUCAAACUCAGCAGAUUUACUGAAAACACUAAAACUUUUCUAUCACUGAAACACUAAAGAAAGUUUAGAUGUGAAUUUAAUCUGACAGGUGAAAAAACUGCUGGAAACUCAGAGAACAAACCUCCUGAAAACAAACCCAAAAUAUGACAAUUUUACAUAUGUAUAAAAUCUGUUUUUCUUUUAGCUUUAUAAACUUUUUAUUUACUAAAAUAAAUGAAAAAACUCAUGAAAUAUAUCUGAAAAUAAACCAAUGACAUUUUUGUAUAAUCUGAUUUAUACUGAAUAAGCACACAGGUGGUUUAAAUGUUUAAAUAAUGUUUAUUUUUUCAAUAUAUUUUCUUUGUAAUAACAAAUAAAUCAGAUUUUCUAUUCCACUGAGUGUCCUAUCAUUGAUGAGAUACUCAGAAAUAAAACAUGUAAAAUGUUGCUGUUAUUAGAAAUUAAACAGUUCAUUCUAAAAUAAUGUUUAUUUUACUUAUGGAGCUUUAAUCAUUUUUUUAAUCAAAAUAACACCCUGUUGUUUUUUAUAUCAAUAUUUAAAUCUUAAUGUUUUUUCACCAUCAUAAAGCCUCAUCUGUCAUUCUUAUAAUCUUUGAUAAAAUUACAGGGAAGAGAAAAUUCUGAACUUUAUUGUUUUACUUCAUCUUUACUUUUUCACAUCAGUGUAGAAUAAUUUUAGCUUUUCUUUUAGUUCAGUAAAAAUUAUAAGCUGUUAAUUUUAGGUUUAUAUUGAAUGUUGUCUUCUAACAACAUGCAGAAAGUGGAAAACAGUUGGACAUUCACAGAGUUAUGGGGAUUGAACCUGACAGUUUUUAUGAUGAUAUGAAUAUUUCUAAUCAGUGUUCAGAGAAUUAUCCGUUCUCCAUCAGGUUCUUUAUGUGUGAGGUUGAAGAAGAGUCAGUGAGUUGAAUUCAUGAAUUAAUUUAUUGAUACCAAAUAAUUUUCCAUAGUUCAUGCUAUCUUUAUGAGCAAGCAGAGUAAAAUGACAUCAAGCAACAGUUUUAUAUCCCUGGGUAAAAAUAUUAACUUUAAAAUCCUGUAAUGUUUUAAAUCAUUUUAUCUAGGAUCUAAAAAUACCGAAACAGCGAAUUAUAAAAUCUGGUUUUAUAACAUUUCAGUGAUGCCUCAUCAGGACUGAUCUGGAUCUGCUUCAUUUCAUCAUCUAGUUGUCAAACCAGUGAAAUAAGCAGGAAAUUCAGAAUCAAUACAAACACUUAGAAAUGUGAAGAAUAUCAGAUGGUUUUCAGUUUAUGAUGGUAAAAGGUUAAGAUUCUAAAUUUUGUACUUUCAGUCUCAGUUCUAAAUUGAUGUUUCUGAUUUUGUAACAUUCUGGACAUUUUACUGGAAUAUGUUGUUACCUCAGUAUUAAAGUCUCUAUUUUUUCUGCAACAGAGAUGAAUGCUGAGCUGACGGGGAAAAUAAAACGACUUGGUGAUACACGGGACAAAGUGAAAGAUGAACUGGAGAAGCAGAAACAGGAUAUUUUACAGCAGCUUGAAGAAGUCCAGAAUCAAAAAGAAAAAAACAAAAAGGAUCUUCAGUCGACGCAGAAAGAAAUAACAGAGAAACAAACGUUUGAUGAAAAAGAAUCAUGUUUAGUAAAAAAAAAGAAGAAUUACUACAAACCCAGUGGAAACUGGAUAAGAGAAAGAAAAAUUAUGAAAGACAGCUACUGAACAUUGAAAAGGUUUUGGAACCUAUAGAGAUUCAGAUGGCAAGAGAAAAUAAAUGAGCUAAUUAAACUUUUGGAAUAUUAAUGAUUAUAAUGUUAAUGACAAAACAGUGGAUUGAUUGGAAUCCUAAUGAGUAUGGAAACUGAAAUCAUUAACAAUAGCUCAUGACAAAUGAAUAAAUAAUUACUUCCAUUAAAACUGAACAAAAGUGUUUCUCAUGAGAAUUUAUUCUCAUAUUUGAAAUAUUCUCAAAAAAUUGGUGAGAAGGGAGAAUUAGUGCUACCUUUACUUCAAUGUUUGCAAGGAUGCUAAUUUGUUUUGCAGGCUUAAGUGUUUUUUUCUUUGUAUUUAUAAAAUAAUGUAAACUUUUGGUCAGACUUUUUUUUAUUGGAGAGCUGCCUUUGAUUUAAUCCCAGUUUCUCCUGUUUGUGCUUGUUAGGUGGAUUAUUUUGCUGUUUUUUAUUUUUUGUUUUCUUGGAGUUAGCUAAGAUCAACUUUAAUUUUCUUUCAGGGUUUGUAAUGUUGGCAUGAUCUCUUCCUGAAUCUAAUCAUGUGUUUGUACUAUGAAGAGUCAAAAUAUGGAAUAAAACAAAUAUUAAAUUUAA